AUGGGGCCUGCUAGACACUACGCCUAUACAAACAGGAAGAGGGGAGAAGCCCAGGAGUGGAGAAGAUGGAAAGCAGGAGAAAGAUGGACAAAAAAGCCAGUAGCAGAGCUUGGCACUGCAAUUGGCUUUUUGUUGCCGCCUGUUUUGGUUCCAAAUACACCUAAUGACAUUGAUUUAAUGGCACAUAAUAUAAGCAUCAUGUUCUAUGGAACAGCAAUAGUAUCCACGCUUCUCUUCUUCUUAGCUGGAGUUGUGUUUGAAGAAAAGCCUAAAUACCCUCCUAGUCAUUCUCAAGCAGUCCUUCGAACUAUGCCUCCUGAGGAUUACUCCUACAAGCAAUCGAUUAUUAACUUAUUCAAAAAUAUUCCAUUUGUACUUUUGCUGAUCAGUUAUGGUAUUAUGACAGGGGCAUUUUAUUCUGUCUCCACUUUAUUAAACCAGAUGAUAGUAACUCAUUAUGAGGGAGAAGAAGUGAACGCUGGGAGAAUUGGCUUGACACUGGUGGUGGCAGGAAUGGUGGGUUCGAUUAUUUGUGGUUUGUGGCUGGAUUACACUAAAACAUACAAGCAAACUACUUUGAUUGUUUACAUUCUCUCUUUUAUUGGGAUGGUGGUAUUUACUUUCACCCUGGAUCUUGGAUACCUUAUAGUAGUGUUUGUGACUGGAGGAGUACUUGGGUUUUUCAUGACUGGCUAUAUCCCUCUUGGGUUUGAAUUUGCUGUGGAAAUUACGUACCCAGAGUCUGAAGGCACUUCAUCAGGGCUCCUUAAUGCAUCAGCACAGAUAUUUGGAAUUAUCUUUACCCUUGUUCAAGGAAAGCUCACAACAAACUACAGUCCUCGUGCAGGAAACCUCUUUCUUUGUGCUUGGAUGUUUGUGGGCAUUAUCUUAACAGCCUUAAUAAAAUCAGAUUUGCGAAGGCACAAUCUGAAUUCAGGGAUUAUGAAUGUGGACAUUAAAGCUGUGCCAGUUGACAGUCCUGGAGAGCAUGAAACUUGUAAUACAUUAAAAAUGCAGUCAGCUUUGUGAGGCUGAAAGAAGGUGACUUGGAAACGCACAAUUUUGGUUGAACACUGAACAAUACUAAUUAGUAUAAUCACUGGAUUUGUAUGUAUAUGAGUAGUAAAAUGUGUUUGUUAGAUAUUGGUGAUAUUUGUGCAGUGGAAACUGUGAAGAUGCCCAGUUCAUUUUGCCCAAGACCAACAAUUUACCCUCAUAUGGAAUGUUCAUCCUAGCAGUUUCCAACUUUUGUAGUUUCUCUAGUAAAGAACUGUCUGAGUGCUCUCCUGGGAGAAACAUGCAUUCAGGGUACACACAGGAAAAUCUGGAGUACUAAAGAACAAUCAUAUCAGAAAUACCUAAUCUUUUUUUUUUUUGUUUUCCAAGAAAUCAAGAGUUAGUUAAUUUCUUAAUCAGAUUUUCUUGUGCAUUUGAAAAGUCAGAGAGUAGAUAGCUGCACAACUGGAGGAUAUUAAUACUUCUAUUUUUUUAUUUUUUAUUAUAUCUGAUAUAAACUUACUGUUUGUUCUGGGAAACUUUGUCUAUAGCACAAUACUGAAAAUAAGAGAUGGCUGCAGUCAUGAAUAUUUCAUACUGGCAUCUGACAUUUCUGUUGCCUUGAAACUUCUUGGUAGAUACCAGAAAGCACAUAAGAGAGAGUGCUUUCUUAUAGAUUCAUCAUAACUUUUGGGGGGAUAUCUAACGAGUUUCCCGCUAGACAAAUUGAAGAGGAGUUUCUCAUAAAAGGAAAGAAUAAGACCUUUGAUAGUUCUACUGUGGAGUGUUUCUAGGCAAUGGAAAGCUACCACUCAGAUUGCCUCUACAGAAUAUUUUGAGUGCUUUCUCAGUUUAAGUGAGAGGAGUAUGUGUUUACAAAGAGAUGGUGCCUUUACUUUGUAAAGAAGAUCCUUGCCCCAUCUUAAGUUUAAUUAGUGCUGCUGAAGAAAUUCCUUUCUGCAUGUUUAACCUCCUCUGAAUAUUUGUGGACCAUCAGCAAACGUGCUCUAUCUUUUUGGCAUUUAUUUCUCUGCAUUAUGAAUUGUAUCAUCUGUGUCUUGCAAAAUUUUUGUGCUCAUCACAUAACUUAGAAGAAAGUCAUGUCUUAUCUUUCACAGUUUGUUUAAAGCUGUAAAGAUGACUGAAAGGAAAGCAAUGGUGCUUCACUUCAUCUGAUGGGAUAUUUGCUGUUUAUAUCAUGCACCUUAGCUACCAAAGGAGUGGACUUCAUUAACAUUCACCUUGUGUUAUUACAGUUAUCUGAAAUUGGGGUGUGGGCUUCUCCCAGCAGUACUUCUGCAAAUGUUGUGCUUUAUCUACACAAUUACAGAGUUGAUAGCAACACAAUAAUGCUGAGGCCUUGCUAUUACUGAGAAGUCAAACCUGAGUUAGCUGACUUUUUGCAAACGUUUCUUAGCAGAAGAAAAGUGAAAGUUCCCACAGUAUUUGUGAAGCUGCCCCUUGGUAACUGUGGGUGGCUUUUGCUUUUGGAGAAUAGUAAUAGUAUGUGCCAAUUUAUAUCUUUCUUCCCUAAACACAGAUUCAGUACAGCAGUUAUUGUGUUCCUGGCCCAAGGUUGCUAUGUAUUUCCCCUAUUACAAGCCUUUAGCAAGACCUUCUCUCUGCGGUUUUGGGGAAGUAUUUCCUAAAUAUCCAGUGGAAAGUCUUUGACACUAUUCAUAAUGCUUUCUAAAUGUCUAGUACACACUAUUCAACUUCCAAGACUCAUUUCCCCCCCUAUUUUUUAUUUUUAAAUUCCUUUCCCUGCUACUAGUUCCCAUUUUCUUUGGUGUUUAUAAGAAAGUUGACUCCUUCCUUCUGGUGUUCAGUUCAUUAUUGAAAAAUGCUCUAGCCCUGCUGGCUCCUUGUAAUUUAUCUUCUGCCAAAUUACUUGGCUCCCCUCUGAAAAAGUUGUAAACAAGAUUUUGGCAUUCUAGAAAGCCUGCUGAGCCCCUGAAAAGAAAAUAUUCCUAAUAAUGAAGGCUUAAUUACAUCCUGGAUUUAAUACCCCCUAAAAGGAGCUUGAAAGUUGGAAACGUGUGAGCAUAUGUUUAUCUGAAAGCUAUUUCUGAGCAAGGAUAAAGUAUAUAAAUACAAUAACAAAGUAAAGAACAAACUAGCUAUUUUAUGCAAUAAUCUUCUUGUCAAUCUCUCCAGAAACUGAGGUUCCAGCUGGUGGCAGAAAUAGAUCUGGGGUUGUUGGAGCUUUUUAUGCUUCUGCUUUUAUUUUUUGUUUUUAAAUAAACAACUUCCACCCAGUCAAACUAUGUCUGGAACUGGAAAUAAAGUUUCUAACUCUAAGCCUUCGGAUUCUGGCUCAGCCCUCAAGUAAGAGUAGUGGGGGGAGAGGGCCAAAAAAAAAAAACCUACCUAAAGAGAGGCAAACAGUUUAUGCAUGGAAUUAAAUGUCAGCCGUGAGAGGAUGGGAUUGGAAACCGAAUCAGGAGGGACCUUCCAAUCCCAUGCAUCAGCUUUUGCUUGUCAGUUAUGUUUUUCUUUUGAGUGCUUCAAGAGAACUCUUGAGGAUGCAAGAAAAUCCAUGUAGUCUUUAGCGUAAGCAGUCGGUCUGCCCUCAAGUUAUCAGUGGCCCACUGGGGUGUAUAAUUGCUAACUUUCAACUAAAAGAUUCAAAGUUUAGCCUUUAAAACAGAUCUGGCUUUCUCUUUCUAUUUUCGCUGGAGUGUGUGAAGCUUUUGUUAACUUCAGUAAGAGGGACCAAAGAACAUUGACCCAUUUUUGUCUAGGACUCCCAAUAUGGUCUUAAAAUCCUUGUUUCUGUUGGUUAGGUUUGAAACUUUUAGGCUUGAUAGCACAGUCUGGAAUUUCUGUAAAUGGAAGUUUUCUUCAACUUGAAAGAGAAGUUCUUCAUAGCAUUUAUUUGUAGAUUGGUGCUUGUCCUUAAUAGCGUCUCUUCUGCUGCUGAGUGGUUGUGUUUUGAGAGAAGAAUAAAGAACAGAAAAUUUCAGAAUAAUAGGCCUUUCCUAGCUACAUCUCCUUGGUCAUCUCUUGUGCUCAGGACACUCAGCUGUCUCUGAAUCCAUCACUGGAGUGUGUAAUCAGAGCUGCCAGCCAGUGUUGCCUACUGAAAAAUUGCGUUUUGAAAAAUCUUUGGACUGACUUGUGUGUUCACAACCAAAUGAAAUUGAUUAAGCUGUGAGUAUUUAUCACUUUCAUUUUCCAUUCUGUAAACUUGUGAGAUUUCCUGCGUGAAUGGGAAUGUCUGACCUUUUCCGUUGCUGUCUUUCUCAAUAGCUGUAUGUACCACCUUCUUCAGUGUUACAGACUGCUAAUGGUUGAUUCAUAGACCACAGGCUAGAUUGUAUCCCUUGUAUCCCAUGUGAUUCCCCCACCCCCACCAUGUGGUCUGAAGUCUGUUAAGAGGGAGAAUUGAGGUUAAUGCAUGAAAUAGAAUGAACUAAGCAAAAAUAUUUCUGAGAAGUGUAUUUAUUUCUAAGAUCCAUGUUAUUUACCGACCAUGUAUUUGUUCUCUUCACGAAGAUAGCAGAGGUCUUUUUUUGUAAUUUGUUUUUGUUAGUGUCCCAUUCUUUACGUUUCAGGAAAAAUUUAAAAAUGCUUAUGAAUGUUCUCUCCAUGCAAUAUUGUACCUAUGCGUAUAUGUGGGGGGAAUCAUUCCUUAUCAUCAUAUGUUACUAGUGUUGUGUAUAAAAUGUAACUUGACUGAGGCCAAAAUUACCAUGAUCCAUUUUUUUUUCCAAAGCUGUCAUUUAAUGUAGUAAAUUUUAUAUGUGGUUUAUAUACUAUGUCAUUAAUAAAAGUGCUUGCAUAGAUAUAUGUACUGCA
This is a messenger RNA of Struthio camelus australis, 4797 nucleotides long. Lineage: Eukaryota; Metazoa; Chordata; Aves; Struthioniformes; Struthionidae. The record is from RefSeq and is a predicted model, not a curated record.